UACUUGUUAGGUAUAUAAAGUAGGGAACUCACAUGCUUCCCUUUGCCAUCAUCGAAAUUAUUUUUCUCUUUUGUCAUCAUUGUGAGUUUGUUGAAAGCAUUAAAAAUGGAUGAGAGCAAAUUUGUUGUUAGUUUGAUGAUCAUUUUUCUGGGUUUUUCUUAUCUCCUCAAUUCUUCUGCUGCUGUUCCUGUAACAAGAUGCUCCAUGCCAAAUAAUAAGAAACUCCUCCCUUCUUCUCCUUCUGUUCAAGAUGUAGUUGUUCAGGAUGUAAUGAAAUUGAGUGGAAGUGAGGAAGUAAUAGAGGAAGGGGAAGCAUUAAAUAACGAAAGGAUGUUAUUGGCAAGCACAGAUUAUUCAGGACCUGGUGCAAACAAGAACCAUGAUCCUAAAACUCCAGGAACAGGUUAAAAAAACAUAUCAUCUGUCUAUCUAUAUAGAAUGAGGGAAAUUUCAGAGUUUGGAUCUGGGUUUGGUUUAGGACAAGUUCGUCUUUUGGUUGUCUCUCUUUGUAUCCAUAAUUAUGUUUUAAACUUGUUUUUUUUUUUUAUUGUACUUGUAUGUUUAAAGAAUGUCUGUACUAUAAUCUAACAUGAUUUGGAAACUGUGGGUUCAUGUUGUAAAUUAAGAAUAUUAUGGAUUUACGGUGCUUAUUAUAAAUUGAACUCAAAGUUGUGAUUAGAUCAAGAAA
Molecule: messenger RNA, 688 nt
Organism: Gossypium arboreum
Lineage: Eukaryota; Viridiplantae; Streptophyta; Magnoliopsida; Malvales; Malvaceae
Exons: 3
Coding region: 106-408 (100 amino acids)
Source: RefSeq, a predicted model, not a curated record